This is a messenger RNA of Sclerotinia sclerotiorum 1980 UF-70, 1053 nucleotides long. RefSeq lists its product as hypothetical. Gene Ontology annotation, biological process: lipid metabolic process. The record is from RefSeq and is a predicted model, not a curated record. The coding region runs from base 1 to 1053 and encodes 350 amino acids. NCBI's taxonomy places the organism in Eukaryota, Fungi, Ascomycota, Leotiomycetes, Helotiales, Sclerotiniaceae. The transcript has a single exon. Gene Ontology annotation, molecular function: phosphoric diester hydrolase activity.
AUGGCAUCUCCAAUAUUUGGAAACUAUGCAGAAAAUCAAUUGAAUACCUCGACAUGGAUGAGCAAGUAUCCCGAUUUCACAAAGCUCGUGCAUAUGAAUAUUCCGGGGACUCACGAUACAGCAACUUGGAACUAUUCUCAGACAACUCAAUCGGCACUAUCCGGUGUUACAUCAUUAGGGAAUCAAGUCCCCGAUCCACCAGAGUCUUAUCGCUGCCAGAAUAACUCUAUAAUCGAUAUGCUUGAUGCCGGGGUCCGAGUAUUCGACUUGAGAUUUGCCUUAGACGUUACCAAUACCUCGAUUGUAUUUUGGCAUAGUCAAGCUCUUUUAUCUCAAACAGCGACUUUAGAUGAUGUCCUUUUCGGUUAUUAUUACUGGCUUGAUGCUCACCCCACUGAAGUGGUUUUGUUGAGUCUUCAAUAUGAGGGUAGUACGACUGAAUAUGGAUCAAAUGAUGCUGAAGCACAACUGAAGCUAUUCAAUACUCUCACAUCACCAGCAUCAAAACAGUAUCUGGUGCAGACGAAAGAUGAGUUAGGAACUCUAGGCGAAGCAAGAGGAAAGAUUAUACUUCUCCGCCGAUUCGAUCUGGAUCAUCUAUCAGACUCUUACGAAAAUGCUUUACCUGGUCUCCAUUUCUCUCCCACUCUCUGGACCGAUAAUUCUCCAGAUAUCAAACUCAUCUAUAAUACUUCCACCAAUGGCACAGCAUAUAUCGAGGACUAUUAUGAGCCUCAGACUCCAUCUCUGUCCAACACAGCGGUGAAUAUUCAAUCAAAGUACAACGCAACCACAGCACAUUUGUUGAAAGCAGCGGAUGAAUCUCUAGCACCUGAUGGUUUGUGGUGGACUUGGGCAAGUGGAGGAAAGCUCUCAGAUGGUGUCACUCCUGAAAUUAUGGCUAUCGGUAAUGGGACGCAUACGCCAGAUGGAGGUAUCAAUCAAAAGCUGGUGAACUUUCUGGGAGGAAUGAGAGGAAAGAGGGUGGGAAUUGUUAUGUUUGAUUUUUAUGCGACACCUGGGGAUUUGGUGGAGACUUUACUAAGUUUAUAA